Dermacentor andersoni is the source of this 4507-nucleotide messenger RNA. RefSeq names its product solute carrier family 2, facilitated glucose transporter member 1-like. Gene Ontology annotation, biological process: monosaccharide transmembrane transport. Gene Ontology annotation, molecular function: hexose transmembrane transporter activity. Gene Ontology annotation, cellular component: membrane. The record is from RefSeq and is a predicted model, not a curated record. NCBI's taxonomy places the organism in Eukaryota, Metazoa, Arthropoda, Arachnida, Ixodida, Ixodidae.
CGUCCAGAGAGAGUAGUGCUUUCUUUUUAAUUAUUUAUCAGAUUUCACUGGUCGCUGUCGCCACUCCACUGGUAUGUAGCCGCGAGGCCAACGGGUUCGGACGUGGCCGCCGGAGUACGUGAGGACGGUUGCGGUGGUGCACACGCCGAGGGCCUUUCCUCUUUCGCCGCCUAGGAGCGGAGGUGACGCCGGCUUCGCGCAAAGCUGUGCCGCCUGCUAAAGUUGGUGGAGCGCGUCGGUGAAACGGAAGGCUCAUCUUCUCCGCGGGAGCUGCUCACCGCCGUUCUCGACUGAUCGUCGCUUUGUUCUUUCCCUCUGCGUCUGUGCUGUUGCGUCGGCCACGCAUCAGGUUAACGGUGUCGGGUUGUUGGGUGUCGUGCGAGCGAGCUAGUCGACACUCGGCCGCCGCCGUCACCGCUUCGUCGAGGCUGCGUGGCCGCACGCGUUGUCCGCCGACGCGUGCCCGACUCCAGUGGUCUCUGUGGCACUGACGCCGAUUCGGCCAUGGUCCGGCUCGAUAACGCGGCACUCGACGCGGCCAGCCUCAUACCGGUGUGGCAAAGAACUCGAGUUCGAGCUGGCCUAACGCGGCACCUGGUGUUCGCUAUAGCGGCGGCGGCUUUGGGCUCUGCCUUUCAACAUGGCUACAACACGGGCGUGGUCAACGCUCCGCAGAAGCUGGUUGAGGACUUCAUCGAAGACACGUACAAGCAUCGCUUUGAAGAGGAUCCCGGCGAGGGUACAGUCAAGUUCAUCUUCAGCAUCUUCGUGGCCAUCUUCUGCGUCGGAGGCAUGAUGGGCGGCCUGCUCACUGCCUUCGUCGCCGAGCGCUUCGGCCGCAGAGGAGGCCUGCUCCUCAACAACAUCAGCGUCUUGCUCGCUUCCAUACUCAUGGGGGCGUCUAAGUCUGCCCGCUCGUACGAGAUGCUAAUCCUGGGCCGGUUCUUCGUGGGCUUUAGUUCGGGCCUGAACGCGGGCCUGGCACCCAUGUACCUAACGGAAAUCUCGCCAUUGCACCUUCGCGGUGCUGUGGGCACCAUCUACCAGCUGGUGGUGACCAUCUCUAUCCUGGCCAGUCAGAUACUGGGUCUGCCCUCGGCGCUGGGCACAGCAGACAGGUGGCCCGCGCUGUUUGCCAUCACCAUUGUGCCCAGCGUGUUUAUGCUGGCCACGCUGCCGCUCUGUCCUGAGUCGCCCAAGUACAUUCUCAUCAACCAGGGCCGAGAUGUGGCCGCCCAACAGGCGCUCACCUGGCUACGGGGCACUAUCGAGGUGCACGAUGAGAUGGAUGAGAUGCGUGCCGAGUUCGAAGCUAUCAAGAUGGUCUCCAGGGUCACCCUGUAUGAGAUGAUGCACAACAUGACGCUACGGAUCCCUCUUCUUAUCUCUGUAAUGGUUAUGCUGUCCCAGCAGCUAUCGGGUAUCAACGCGGCCAUUUUCUUUUCUACCGACAUCUUCCGGUCGGCAGGCCUCAGCCCGGAAGUGGCGAUGCAGGCCACGCUGGGCAUGGGUGCCGUUAAUGUGCUCAUGACCAUCGUUUCGCUGGUGCUGAUUGAACGGGCGGGCCGCCGCACCUUACAUCUGGUCGGCCUCGGCGGCAUGGCUAUCAUCACGGUCAUUCUAACGAUCUGCCUGGCACUGAGCGAAAGCGUGCCGUGGCUGUCGUACGUGAGCAUUGUGGCCGUCAUCGGGUUCGUGGUCAUGUUUGCCACGGGUCCUGGCUCCAUCCCCUGGUUCCUGGUGGGCGAGCUCUUCGGACAGGGCGCGCGGCCGCUCGCCACUAGUAUCGCCGUGGCUGUCAACUGGAGCGCAAACUUCCUUGUGGGCCUCGCCUUUCUACCAUUAACGAGCGUGCUCCACCACUUCACGUUCCUCAUAUUCACGGCGUUGCUGGUGUUCUUCUGGAUCUUCACCUACUACAUGGUGCCCGAGACGAAGAACAAGAGCGUGGAAGAGAUCGCCGCGCUGUUCCGCCAGCGGGCCUACCACUGAGCUGCGGGUGGCUCCCCCUUGCGCAAUAGCGGCCGACAGAUGCGCGGUCAGAGGCACCACGAGAGGACCGCCGCAGUCGGACGCCACCGGCUUACUGCGGCCCGGCCCAUCCCCACCCACCCGUAGGGCAUACCGCGGCACCACCACCGAGCUCAGCCCCAGGCAUCAUCAGGCCGUCAUCGCCCGCUGGCAGCAAAUAAGGGCGCCACCACACACACAGUGCUUCUGGAACUCUCAGCGAAAUAGUUUUACCUCCUAUAGCGGUCUUACCCGUCAGCUCUUCAGACCCGUGUGUACGGCUUGACUGCAGACGGGUUCGAAGCCCCGUUGAUAUCCUGUGUCGUCGUGUUGUCUUCGGCUCCUGUGUGUCUCUGUCGGUUUUCGGAGAGUGCGUGCGGCCUCCACAGUCGCUGGAAGUCUGUGGAAGCGCGUGUCGUUUAAACCUGGUGCAGGCUCGUAAUAGGCCGCGUGGCAUAUCGUCCGGAGUUCUUAGAAUUUCCCACCCACUCCUCGCAACCCAACCCCAAUCUGGUCGGUUUACCUCUGCACGUCCGCCCUGAGCUUUUUUAAGCGAUCAAAGGCGUCUACCACAACCAGUGGCAACUCGGGGCGGACGUUUCGGCCCACACGGCUCGCAAAUGACGUGCACUGUGUGAGCGAAUGAUGAUAUAUAGGCGACUUCCAUCGAUUUUGGUCAGAUAACAGAGUGGUCCGAUGACAUGCACUUGUGAUAAUACUUGGACGACCUGCGACCGAUGCUACUUACUCACUGUAUGCAGCAGCAGCAGUCUGUGCGUGAGAGGGAACCGCCUUGGCUGCACCCGUCUGCGGUCUUCCUCCUGUACAAAACGUUGCCCAAUAGAGCGGUACAGUAAUAGAAACCCUCCCCGCGUAGGCUCAGUCACAUCCUCCGACUGUAUGUUGCGUGUCUCCUCAGCGCGAGCAAAGUGGCAUCUGCGCUCCCUGCCGGCCUCCUUCAAUGCUGCGCGUAGUCGAGGGUGACCCCGGGGUUCGUGCGUGUGCCAAUCAUCUCUAGCACAACAAGCUGCUACACCGACGAUAGUGGUCGCAAGGAACCCACAGCACUUCCGAGCCUAUAAACCAAGAAGCAGCUGGCUGUUCAGUUACACAGGGCAGUGGAACAGCAAGUUGGUUCGAAUGUGUGUGGCGGUGGGUCGAGUCCGCCCGCGCGUUUUAUUCUAAUUUUAGUGAUACAACACACGUAUUCAUCUCUUUCUAAGCGGAAUUCGCAACUGAUUAUUUAUUUUAUUGUCUUGCAGUGUGUUGCGCCCUAUAACUUGAAGGCUUGCGAUGCUGAGGACCCGAGAAUAUGCAUGGAAUGCAAAUUCUGGGACCCGUGGCUGCUUCUGUGAUGUGUAGUUAAUGUGCCCACCGACCCUGUCGCGUCGAUCUUGCCAUGGAGUUUUAUGCGUACAUUGGAAGAGGAAAAUGUGGUGCUUGAGUCUGCAGGAGUCGGCAGUGUGGUGGUUCAACCAACAUGGGAAUGAGUGGUAGUUCGUGAAUUUUUGUUGUGCUGCAUCAGGCGGGUAUUGAACGCCCUCAUGCAUUGUGUCUUCUCGUGAUAGUCUUUUCAAGACUUUGUCAUCUCGAAUUUUUCGAGGGCAGUGGUUAAACUGAGUGGCUAUCAUUCGCCAUCUUUCGAAGUAUUGUACAGAAUAAAUCACUUAAAAUACAUAUUAAAAUAAGUUACUUUUUUGGGGAGCAAAGAUACCUGACGUGAUAACAUUAUAAAGUGUUCCCUUCAAUGCUCUCUACCGCUCACGAGGUACCGAUUGCCCGAACUCUUUUUCCACACCGAGCACUUCUUAAACAACUUGACGGCACCUCCUUUGCUUUCGCUGUCAUUCAAAUCAGUCAAGCAGCCUGAUAGCUUCCGUUGUCAAAUGAUCGAUAUCUGCGAGGCAUGAAGCCAUUGCAAUUUUCGCCGUACCGUCCAUACACUCGCCAUGUGCAAAGCUUUUAUGUAGAAGGCAGGGCGAUGGUACUUUGCGAAUUACUUGGUGCCGCCUAUUCUCUUUUUGAACAGGUCUGCCUCUUUCCUGUAUGCGUUUCACGGUCCAUCGAUACAUGGAGAACAGCUGUCAUAUACACAUAUUUCCUUGAUGGUUGAGCUUUUACGGCGCCACGCUGCCUUGUAACUUUUGCAUGAAACUCUAUGGCCCACGUGUAUUGGGCCGGUGGCCCCGGGGUCACCCUACACCCGCCGCCGGGCCGAAUGCGAUGCAGGGCGACUGCAGUUCCCGCUGGACGGUGCAGUUAGCCUGCCGGUAAUCAAGCGGCAGCUAUGUAUUUUAUCUUGACACUCUUUUAGGCGCCGCUACCUUGUACAUAGAGGAUGGCAUUUAUUUUUGUGCAUAUAGGGCAGCUAACAAUAUGAGGAGAGCUUAGCAGCAGAGGUGUCCCUCCGCGGAGGCCACAGUGCGUGUUCCACAGGAGUGACCACUAUAGUUGUACAUACUUUGCGGUAAUAAACAGAUUGUGCACUGUCUCGAAA